AUAUUUCUGUGCUAUUUCGGAGGUCAGUGGAGCUUUUUGACUCCAGCGGUUUGCAUAUUUUAUUGUCUAACCUCUCUUUCACAGAAAUUCACCUUCGUCCUCCCCUGGUUCUUGAUGUUUUCUUCCUUUUGAGAACAACCUCAGUGACAAAAAUCUCCUGUCCUUGAGAAUCGUUAGUCCAUCUUCUUUCACUAAAUCUUGUCGUUAGUUCUAUGCUUUGUUUCAGAUGUUGGUGAACGCAGCAUACAGGAUCCGCCACAAAUUGGACACUGUCGAGGCGUCGCUUUAAUCAGGGUCUGAACUUCGUCGUGCUGGGCCGGCUGUAAGCACGUAAUCUGCAUAAUUGCACAAACGCUGGUCCUUUCGGGAUUUGUUUGUGAUUACAGCUCUGAGCAGGGUCGGCCGCAGAUGGGACUGAUUCCAGGCGUUCCUUUAAUCACCAUCAUCUUGACCUCGAUGCUGGUCCUGAGACAACUGACGAGAGAGAAGAAAAGCCGGAGGAGCCCGGAGGCAAUGCUCAGCGUGGAAGAUGUGCCGCCAGGAGAUGAGUACGAGGUGUUCUUGAGCUUCAGGGGAUCAGACACACGGAACAACUUUACCGAUUGCCUUUACCAUGAAUUGAGACGCGUUGGAUUCCAUGUCUUCCGAGACAACGAAGAACUCCGAAUUGGCGAAAAAAUCGAUGAGGAGAUUUUUAAAGCGCUCAACAAAUCUCAAAUCUACAUACCGAUUUUCUCCAGGAACUACGCUACCAGUUCAUGGUGUCUCCGUGAGUUGGCAUACAUGGUAGAAUGCACCUCAGAUGAGAAGAAAAAGAAAAAGAUACUCCCCAUCUUCUUUGACGUGGACCCUAAUGACGUUAAGCUCAAAACCAGAUUGUACAGGAAAGCCAUACCCAAGCACAAGAAGAAGUUCGGCUCUGAUGCAUUGAAGCGGUGGGAGGAUGCUCUUGUAGAGGUUGCACAUCUAAAGGCAUGGGAAGUCAAAGGGAAAGGCCAUGGAGAACUAAUUAAAUUGGUUGUUGGAGAGGUAUUGCGUAAGCUUAAUGCCAGACACGUGGAUGUGCCUGAAUAUUGGGUUGAAGAUCAUUGUCGGAUGGAAAACAUACUAGAAAAGUUGAAAGUUGACUCCGAUGGUGUACGUUUCCUUGGUAUUCAUGGAAUAGGUGGUAUUGGUAAAACAGUACUUGCAAAGGUUGUGUUCAACAAAAUAUCUUCUCACUUUGAAGGUGUUUGUUUCCUCAACGAUGUGCGAGAAUCAUUGCAACAUGGCCUUAUAAGCGUGCAGAAAAAGUUAUUAGCUAGUUUUGUGGGUCCUGUGAAUGCUGAUCAAAUCAAAGACAUUGGAGAUGGGAUGAAUCAGAUCAAGAGAGUAUGUCAUAAUCAAAAAGUUCUCAUUGUUCUAGAUGAUCUAGAUAAGCAAGAGCAACUCAAAAAACUAGCUGGAAAAUCAGACUGGUUUGGUUCAGGUAGUAGGAUCAUCUUCACCACUAGAAACUUAGAGGUCUUGAUGACUCAAGUGGAAUCAUCUAGUGAAGACGUCCUAAGUGAACCUAGAGGAACUUUGGCAUAUGAAGUUCAUGAAAUGGAGUUUGCUCAAGCAGUUCAGUUGUUUUGUAAGCACGCAUUUAGGAGAGACUCUCCCCCAGAAGGAUAUGAUCAUCUUUCGGAGAAAAUUGUUCUUAGAGUGGGUAUGCUUCCUUUGGCCGUUGAGGCCAUAGGUUCCUUUCUUUAUUGCCACGGCUCUACCUUGGAACAACAUUGUGAUAAAAAAAACCUAUGGGAAGAUACAUUGAAGCGGUUAGAUGACGGUCCUUUUCAAGAUGUCCGAGAUGCAUUGAUGAUAAGUUACGAAGGAUUGGAGAAUAAGGAAAAAGAAGUAUUUCUAGAUAUAGCUUGUCUUUUCACCAACAAGGACCAAACAUAUCCAGUUUUCAUGUGGCACGAGUGUAAUUACCAUCCUCACUUGGCAAUUAGUGUCCUUUGCCAGCGAUCCUUGAUAAAAAUUGGACAUGACAAUAAGUUUUGGAUGCAUGACCAAGUUCGAGAUUUGGGAAAGCACAUCAUGCGUGAAAAAUAUCCUCGCAAAUUUAGUAGGGUGUACAUUAAAGAGGAUGCUAUAAAACUACUAGAGAGAAAAGAGAGAAAUGAAGAUGUAAAAGCACUAUGCCUGACUUCCGAUAUCUGCAACCGCAACUUUCAAGUUGAAGGUACAUUGAAGGGGUCAAUGAUAAGUCUUAAAGCACUGACGAUUAAGGAAAAAGCAAUAUUUCUAGAUGUUGCUUCAUUUUACAUCAACAGCAACCAAACAAAUCCAGUUAUUAGCACCCUCCGCCAGCGAAUCUUGAUAGGAAUGGAAUUUGACAAUGAGUUGUGGAUGCAUGACCAAGUGACUUCCGAUAGCUGCAGCCGCAACAUUGGACCUAAAGAAUUAGAUGCUCUGUCAGGUCUAAGAUUCCUUCAAGUUGAAGGCAUUGAUUUUAUAGGCAACUGCAAGAAUGAUAUUUUGGAGCUACGUUGGCUUUCUUUGGAAGGGACGCAUAAUAAAUUUUGUGCGGGGAAUUUUCAUUCUACUAGUUUAGUCAUGCUAGACCUUUCAAGGAGCAAUAUCGAAGAUGACUGGGGUGGAUGGAGCCAAUUCCAGCAGAUGACAAAAAAGCUGAAAGUCCUGGAUUUAAAGGAUUGCAAAAAGUUGACGAGGACACCUGACGUCACUAACUUCAUGUCUUUGGAGAUCUUAGUACUUGCUGGGUGUGUGAGUUUGAUCACAAUCGACUGCUCCAUCGGUAAGCUUGAAUUAAGACUUUGAACAUCAAGGGGUGUGUGUCUCUUGGGAAGUUGCCCCCAGAAGUUGGUUCUCUACCUUCUUUGAAGAUCGUCCGGGACCCGAGUACUGGAAUCAUUGACACUAUGAAAAGCCUCCAGGAGCAGACACGUUUGAGAAAGGAGAAAUUCCCACCGGAGCUUCCCAAGCUAAAAUGGCUCCGGGAAACACUCUGGGAGAUACUUCCAAAGCCUCUUUUAGCUGGAGUGUGGGCGAACCUUACCCGAUUAAGUUUACACGGGUCUGGGGGAACAAAGGCGCUUUUGGAGAGACUUGACAAUCUGGAUUUUCGGCCAGACAUUCUGAUAGAAGUGUACCCUUGAAAUCAGUAUGACUUCCAAAGUUUAUCGGAAGGUAGGAGAGCCAAAUUCCAUCCAUUUCCCAGGCCACUGGUAUUCUUUAUGGAGUUUUCAUGCAUAUAUUUGAUGGCCAUGUGACAUUUCAGAUGCGAAUUUCGAUUAUAUGAUAAGUUACUUCGUAAACAACA
Eucalyptus grandis is the source of this 3310-nucleotide messenger RNA. Its product is annotated as disease resistance protein RUN1-like. The record is from RefSeq and is a predicted model, not a curated record. The transcript is spliced from 5 exons. Gene Ontology annotation, molecular function: ADP binding. Gene Ontology annotation, biological process: defense response; signal transduction. Lineage: Eukaryota; Viridiplantae; Streptophyta; Magnoliopsida; Myrtales; Myrtaceae. The coding region runs from base 409 to 2808 and encodes 799 amino acids.